This is a messenger RNA of Populus euphratica (Euphrates poplar), 774 nucleotides long. RefSeq lists its product as uncharacterized. The coding region runs from base 72 to 476 and encodes 134 amino acids. Gene Ontology annotation, biological process: positive regulation of transcription by RNA polymerase II. The record is from RefSeq and is a predicted model, not a curated record. The transcript is spliced from 3 exons. Gene Ontology annotation, molecular function: transcription cis-regulatory region binding. Lineage: Eukaryota; Viridiplantae; Streptophyta; Magnoliopsida; Malpighiales; Salicaceae.
UAUAUGCUUUUCUUUUUUUUUCCUAGGAACGAAAGGAGAAGAUCAAGGCUGAAGCUGCUGCUUCUGCUUCUAUGCCCACUUUACCCAGUUUUGGACAGUCCUCUUAUGACACCUCCCCUAAUUUCUCUAUGGAAGACUUUGAAGCCCUGGGUAUUUGUUCCCCAAUGUCAUCUAGCCCUCCAGUUGCAGGGGAGAGGAUACUGUUCUCAAAUGUUGCGAGGUUUGGUUUUGCUGCUGGACACGAUUCUCCAGCCCUGAAAAUUGAGGAAAAUGUUCCUCUACAAAAUAACAAGCCAGGAAACAAUUCUUCCAAUUUAAAUGGUUCAAGAAAUUCAGGCCCAUCAUCAUUUGCCAAUGUAACAGCCAGACCAAAACCUGAAGAAAAUGUCGAUCCUUCAAAGAUGAAUGAGGUUAGUAAGAAAGGGAAGAAACCAAAUCGAGUCCUCUUAUCAACAACUGGUGGUCGGCGCUACUGAAAGUCUGAAACUUAGGUUUCUAACUUUUCAACUGCAGUUAGCUACAGCUACUUUUUAUCCUGAUGCCAACCUUGUGCAUGAAUUCUAUAAAUGAACUAGCAGUACUGAUACCCGGAGAUAGCUCUAGAAAGAAUAAAAUGUGAAUCUUUCUGUGUGCAGUGUGUGCCUUUUACUAUACAUUUGUGUUGUAUGGCCAUUGAAAGGAUCACACAUGCCAUUCAGUAGAACUCCUAUUUGAUAUCAGUGAACCUCAAAUCUUGGUGAGUGGCCGAAUUCCACUCACAAAAUUUAUGGGAAA